Molecule: messenger RNA, 1989 nt
Organism: Cryphonectria parasitica EP155
Lineage: Eukaryota; Fungi; Ascomycota; Sordariomycetes; Diaporthales; Cryphonectriaceae
Product: kinase-like protein
Exons: 1
Biological process (GO): protein phosphorylation
Molecular function (GO): ATP binding; protein kinase activity
Source: RefSeq, a predicted model, not a curated record
AUGGCACACCUCUCCACAUACGCCGCCGACUUUUCGGUCACGCGGCAAAAGGCCAUCGAGGAUGCAAAGAAGAUGCAAGUCGUGGUCCAAGAGGAGUGCAACAAGGCCGGGCAAGAAGUCCCUCCAUACCUGCUACGGGAGCUAAUCGGCAAGGGGAGCUUCGGCCGGGUCUACAAGGCAUUGGAUGGGCAGACGAGCCGGGUCGUUGCGGUCAAGAUCAUCGACAUCGAAGAGUCUGAUACCCUGAAUCCCAAACUCGCCGACACGUACUCGGAGUUCCUCAAGGAGGUCAACGCCCUCAAAUUGCUUAGCGAGGGCGGCGCAAAGAACAUCAACCAUGUCCUCGACGCUCUACCUGUGGGGCAGUCCAUGUGGAUGGUGUGCGAGUAUUGCGCUGGCGGUAGCGUGGCCACGUUGAUGAAGCCGACAGCACCGGGAGGUCUUCAGGAGAAAUGGAUCAUCCCGAUCCUGCGGGAAGUCGCCGAGGCCAUCUUCUGGGUCCACAAGGCUGGUAUUAUACACCGUGAUAUCAAGUGUGCCAACGUGCUCAUCACAGAAGCCGGUGGGGUCCAGCUUUGUGACUUUGGCGUGUCGGGCGUGAUAGAGACCAGAUUCGACAAGCGGUCUACCUUCAUAGGGACACCACACUGGAUGGCUCCAGAGCUCUUUGACACGUCGACGUCUUACGGAGUCGAGGUUGAUAUCUGGGCCUUCGGAUCUAUGGUUUUCGAAAUCGCCUCCGGUCUACCACCAAACGUUAUGGCAGGAAUCGAUGUCACACAACUGGGCAGCUAUCUCAAACAGCACACUCCAACGCUCCAAGGAGACAAGUACUCAGAAAAACUCAAAGACCUUGUGUCCUUCUGUCUGGUGGAGGAUCCGACCAAGAGACCUAUCAUCGAGGAAGUUCAGCACCAUCCCUACCUGUUCAAUACGGAGAGCACGCAUCCAACUUCAUCAUUAGCCAUGCUGGUAAAGGCUUUCAGGGUGUGGGAAUCGCAAGGCGGUAGCCGGAAGUCGUUGUUCGCGUUAGGAGGCGCCCAAGGGCCCUUCGAUUCCGAAUUGGCUUCCACCGCAAUGGCAAACGAUGAAUGGAAUUUCAGCUCGACUGUCGAUUUCGACCAGUCCGUCAUGAGUAAUACAGACGCACAAGCUGUUUACGAUGUAUAUGGUUCUCAGGUGGACCUCACAGAUCUCGGAGAGCCUACUCCUCAAGCAUUCAAACCCAAGCGGCGACGGCCACCACCAAACCUUCCGGUCAUAAGGGCGCCACUGGAAAAAGUGUUUGACCCCAACACAAUAUCGAACUAUGAAGAGAACGCCCGGGUCUACUACGGGAGGCCUAUGCUACCACCAGCUUCGGACUUACCCCUGCGGGACGACUCACACAACGCGACAGUGAGAGAGUCUCUGAUCGAUCUUGAUGCGUCGCUCCACGGCGGCCGCCUGUCGAAAUUUGUUGACAUGGAGACCAUCAAGGCUGGCCCACGACGAUCGCGUGAUUACGAAUUCGGAGGCGAGGACUAUGCCAGACAGCCGAACAGCGAUCCGGAGACGGUCAUCGCGUCGAACAGCAGAAAGACGCAGGAGUGGAAGUUCCCCGUCAUGAUGCCGGCUUCUGCCAACCCCGAGAUGUCCCGCUUCCCCUUUCACGAAGAUGGCAGUAGUCAUCCGGGAUCUGCUCGCCCGCCUCUGCAACACCACGCGACGGAGCCUGUCGGCUUCUCACAGGACUACAGUAGCAAUAAUCUUAUGGUUCCGCGCACUAUCUCCCAGCAGGACAACCGCAUCUCGAUGGGCAGCCUGAUCGACCUGGAUGAAAGUCUUCCAGACCCGGUCAUGUCGAGUGACAUCCCACGUCCCUCAACAGCCAACUCGGACGCAGUAUCCGAGGUAGGCAGCGCAUUCGACCUCGAAAGACACACUUCAUACAUCUCGAUGCCCUCGUCCAACCGCGAACCAUCCAUCUACGUCUCGGAUGACUCCAAU